AGGUCAUAGAGGGUGAUAAGAACUUCCGUGUUUAGACCCGAGACACAAGGGCAUUGACGCUGUUACGGAUUGUCUGUUGUUUCGGAGCCAUGUCACGACUGUUGAGAAGCAGUUUACGGACUUAUUUAACUACUCAGAUCCGCAUGAACUCGGACCAGCUGGGUGAGUUGGGGAAAGGUGCAGGUAAAGGUGGAGGAGGUGGAGGCACGAUAAGAGAAGCUGGCGGAGCCUUCGGGAAGAGACAAGUGGCCGAAGAGGAGCGUUAUUUCAAGCAAAAGGAGAAGGAGCAGCUGGCCACUCUGAGACGGCACCAUGAGGAAGAGAUUGAGCACCAUAAGAAGGAGAUUGAGCGCCUGCAGCGUGAGAUCGACCGCCACAAGGGCAAAAUCAGAAAACUCAAACAUGAUGACUGAGCUGGCACCAGUGACAUGUUUGUGUUUCUACCCAUAUUGACCUGACGCUUGCUCCAAAAAGCAGCUCUUCACACUCUGUAAUCUUUGAAUGCAAAAACAAAUAAAGAUAAUAGGACAUUU
This is a messenger RNA of Neoarius graeffei (lesser salmon catfish), 533 nucleotides long. RefSeq names its product ATP synthase inhibitory factor subunit 1a (gene atp5if1a). Gene Ontology annotation, cellular component: mitochondrion. Gene Ontology annotation, molecular function: ATPase inhibitor activity. The record is from RefSeq and is a predicted model, not a curated record. The coding region runs from base 90 to 413 and encodes 107 amino acids. Lineage: Eukaryota; Metazoa; Chordata; Actinopteri; Siluriformes; Ariidae. The transcript is spliced from 3 exons. Gene Ontology annotation, biological process: negative regulation of ATP-dependent activity.